AUACCGCCUUGUGCCCACAGGAUAUAGAAGCCCUUUUCGAAAACAAACGUCAUGGAUGUUUUCCAGAAACUUUGUAUUUUUAGAUCGAACACUCGUAGAAUAUUUGUUUUCUUGAUGAAGUGUUAUGAUAUUAUGAUAUGAUGUAGUGGCCCUUUUCGCAGAGCUCUUAUAAAUAGUGGAGUUGGUACCACUCGAAAUAUUAGUUUGGAGCAGAGCGAACGACACGUUGGAUCCGCGACAUAAACUUCAGAGGACUACUACUAUAAUAUAACAGCAAAAAAAGAGUAUAUAUAAAAGCAUAAUGAACAUCAAUUACUUUGUCAUAUUGCAAUUUCUGGCAGUUAUGGUGUUGCUAACCUAUGCAAAUGCCAUACCAAAAUAUGAAGAGAGUCAUAAGUUCUACGCGGACAAAGCACAGCGGGAUAGAUCGUACUACAACGAAAAUAAAACACAGCCAAGUGAUCCGCAGGCAGCUUCCACAAAAGAUAGGCUGGAACGACUGGGAUAUACCACCGGAUAUGGAUCUCUGAAUGGAUAUCCUGGCGGUACAGGACUUUCUGCCUACAACCCUAUUAAACUCGAUCUGGGCGGUGUUGUUUUGGGUACUCUAGUGGGUAUUGGCGCCAUUAUACUUAUUCCCAAGAUUCUAUCAGCCUUCCAUGGCGGCUACGGGGGAUACGGUCGAAGUGAGGAUAGUGACCUGACACCUCUUAGCAGCAUGAUCAAUAAAAUCGACGAUGUCCUGGGUCAGAAUAAUAUUGACUCAACGAGUUGCAUGCAGCGUGCCGUAUGUGGUUAUGUUCGUUCUACAGAGUAUAACAUGAAGAUCGGAUCCUCUGACCAGAUGGAUGAAUUCAUUCACAUGCUAUCGGAAAAUUCUCUGGUAGAUUACCUGCUAGAUGGAACGGCUAUAAAAGAGGCGUUGGAGCACGGAAAGCGUUCCAACGAUAGGGCAUGUGAAGAGGUGUAUUCCAAUUGCCCACUGGAUAGUAAAUCAGCUACGGAUAUUCUGAUGAAGCUUAUGCCGAAGAAGAGCUCCCAAGGAAAGGGAAAAUCUGGUAUUUCUCGAGAAAAGAAGGUUUAA
Drosophila subpulchrella is the source of this 1084-nucleotide messenger RNA. RefSeq lists its product as uncharacterized. NCBI's taxonomy places the organism in Eukaryota, Metazoa, Arthropoda, Insecta, Diptera, Drosophilidae. The record is from RefSeq and is a predicted model, not a curated record. The transcript has 6 exons. Bases 302 to 1084 code for a protein of 260 amino acids.